AUGGCGCCAAUCCGCAGGUAUCUACGGAUUACGAAGUUCUCGGUUCUUGAAUGCCGAAUCUACGUUGAUAAUCCAUCUCUGGCAGAGAGCUGGCUACUCAACCCUCGAAAUCCAAUUCUGCCUCGCGUCAUCGAAAGUGUCAGACCUCUUGUUCUACCCAAGCUCCGCGAAGAGAAUGAACGCAGCAAGGGGAAAGGCAGCAAGAAGAAAGGAGUGAAAGAUGUUGUAGUAGAAGAGGACUUUGAGGUCUCUAUUUUCUUGACUGAGACCAGCACACGCCACUCCCUCCUUACGAAGCAGAAGACCUUUCGAGAACCGAACAAGAAACCCAUACAAUCGAACUCUGCGAAGCUCACAGGAGAUACGGGCGAUGCACCGAUUGAAGUCGAGGAUGGGCCGGUCAUUGCGAGGGAAGAGAGCGACGAGGAGUUGGACCUGCAAGAGGUACCGGAUGCCGACGAUGUCCAGUCCGAAGAUGGCCUCUUCGUACCCGAAGGCAGAUCGAAACGGCCCAGAACUACAACAGCUACCUCUCAAUCUUCCAGCCCAGGGCUCGAGCCCCUGCCAAAACGUAGGAGAGAUGAUCCUCCUAAGGAGGAAACCGAUGACAAGAAGAAAAUGGCGAUGGAUACAACCUACGAUGGCUUCUCGAUCUACGGGCGCGUACUCUGUCUGGUAGUCAAGCGAAAGGACAAGAAAGGCAAAGCCCCGGCGAGUUUGGCAGGAGGACAAGCCACGAUGGAGAAUUGGAUAUCAUCUACACAGAUGCCGCCAGAAGACGACUGA
Cadophora gregata is the source of this 786-nucleotide messenger RNA. RefSeq lists its product as uncharacterized. Lineage: Eukaryota; Fungi; Ascomycota; Leotiomycetes; Helotiales; Ploettnerulaceae. The record is from RefSeq and is a predicted model, not a curated record. The transcript is spliced from 2 exons. Bases 1 to 786 code for a protein of 261 amino acids.